This is a messenger RNA of Amphimedon queenslandica, 1103 nucleotides long. Its product is annotated as tetratricopeptide repeat protein 27-like. Gene Ontology annotation, molecular function: protein binding. The transcript has 13 exons. Lineage: Eukaryota; Metazoa; Porifera; Demospongiae; Haplosclerida; Niphatidae. The annotation marks the transcript as partial. The record is from RefSeq and is a predicted model, not a curated record.
GUGAUAUCCUGUUACCAAGCAGCAGGGAGACUCUCACAAGCUGAGAGGAUAAUUAGAGAGAGAAUGGAGGCUGAUGGGGAGAGUGUGUUGCUAUGGUGUCUCCUUGGGGACACAACUCAAGAUCCAGAUUGCUAUCAGAAAGCAUGGACACUCUCAAAUGAAAGAAGUUCAAGGGCCCAGAAAUCUCUUGGACUGUAUUACUUGUCAAAAGAGAAGUAUGAUGAAUGCGUCGAAUGUCUUCACAAAUCGGUUCAAAUCAAUUCGCUUCAGGAAGGGGUGUGGUUUACACUAGGUCAUGCCGCAGCGCAAAUUGAUGACCAUGCACUAUCAGCCAAAGCUUAUCGCCAUUGUGUCACUUUAGAACCUGACAAUGCUGAAGCUUGGAACAAUUUAGCUAGUGCAUACUUGAAAAGGAAAGACAAGCUACGUGCUUUUAAUUCAUUUCAAGAAGCUUUGAAGUGCAAUUAUGAAAAUUGGAAGAUCUGGGAGAACUAUCUUCUUGUCAGUAUAGAUAUUGGUGAGAUCACUGAAGCUAUAAGAUCAUAUCACAGACUAAUGGACUUACGUCAUAAGCACUUGGACUCUGAGCUUUUAAAGAUAAUAACAGACUCUGUUUUGGACUUGGAUGAAGACGAGCAAGACAAAACUGGUAAUGUGAGGAAGAAACUAGGUGAACUAUUAGCUCGCUCUAUUGCCGAGACUACUGGUAAUUCUGAGCUCUGGGAAGUUGCAUCACGUUUUCAUUUGAGCAGCCCACUUGAAAAUGAUAAAGAAAAGGGUAUCAUUGAGCUACAGAAAGCACAAAGAACAUCACGUCAAGUUCCGUCUUGGGAGAGAGAGGAGUCCUCAAGAAACAGAGUCAUUCAUUUGACACUCCAUUACUCUAAAGUUUGUCGUGAAUCGGGAAAGAAAGAUAAUUUGUUUUCUGCAAGAAUGGCAUUGAAGAGUGUGAUCAGUAUACUCAAAGGCAUGGAAACAGGAUUCAUUCCUGGAGAACAGUUAUUGAAGCUUGAAGAUGAAAUGCAGCUUUUAACAGAGUACAUCUAAUUUUUUAAUUGUAUUAUUUUGCUAGUCUUUUGUGUGUAACAAUUUAUUCAUUAUAA